AAGACUUAGAUGCAAGGAGUUUAGAUGCAAGGAGGUAUCCACUCAAGCAAGACUUCUGUCCAAUCUUCUAUCUCACGGCUAUGCCGGAAUUCAUGACGCCGCAAUAUCUACAGACACUGGAUAUUUAUUUGAAUAUUUAAGCUCACCUAACCCCGUCGGAGCUCUUCAGAUAUAGCAUCCAUAUAUCUUCCAAGUUUCCGCAUUUAUCAACCUUAGUCGGCCUCCCCUUUUUAUGUUCAAACGCCGACUGCUUUCUGGAGUAGUCUAUCAAAGAACAUCGUCGUGGACCAGGCCUUCCGCACGUCAAUUCCCUACUUACUACUCUACUUACCUGUACCGGCUCAACAUGUCUGCUCCUAAGCGACAAAAGUCAUCGAAAGACGUGCCAUACGAGCUUUUAUAUUGGCCCGGCAUACCCGGUCGUGGAGAGCAUAUACGCCUAGCGCUUGAGGAGGGCGGGGCUACGUACAAAGACACAGCGCAGAUUGAGAAGGGCAUUGAUCAAGUAACCGCACAGAUCGACGAGGGUAAUGUAGGCGACGAUCUCAACCCGCCGCCUUUUGCGCCUCCCAUCCUCCGUCAUGGUGAUCUUCUCAUCUCUCAGACUCCUAACAUCUUGUUGUAUCUUGGGCCCCGGCUUGGGCUGGUGCCGAGUGAAGACGAUGAGGAGCAUCCAGACGCAUUGUACAAGGUCAACGCGCUUGCUCUGACAGCCCUUGACGGUCUGAGUAAUGAGGUUCACGAUUGCCACCAUCCUAUCGCUUCUGGGCUGUACUACGAGGACCAGAAGGAGGAAGCGAAACGGAAGAGCAAGGAAUUUGUGAAGACCCGUCUCCCCAAGUUUCUAGGAUAUUUUGAACGUGUGCUGCAGGGUAAGGCAAGCGGAGAAGGCCCGUGGUUGUACGGUGGCCAGUUGACCUAUGCAGACUUGGUGCUAUUCCAAUGUAUUGACGGCACUAAAUUUGCCUUCAGGAAGGCUAUGGCCGCAGCCGAGAAGUCGGGCAAGUAUGCGCACGUGUUUAAGCUAUAUGCCGCCGUGAAGGAACGGCCCAGGAUUAGUGAGUACCUGGCUAGUAAGAGGAGACAAGACUAUUCGAUGGGCAUCUACCGAUACUAUGACGAAUUGGACUUUGGACCCGAAGGUCGAGAUUGAACUACAUAACAGAGAAACAUGAUAGGGUAUACUAGAGUUUAAAUAAAAUACUUUACUUCCAGGACCCCA
Daldinia vernicosa is the source of this 1222-nucleotide messenger RNA. Its product is annotated as glutathione S-transferase domain-containing protein. Gene Ontology annotation, molecular function: glutathione transferase activity. Lineage: Eukaryota; Fungi; Ascomycota; Sordariomycetes; Xylariales; Hypoxylaceae. The coding region runs from base 233 to 1153 and encodes 306 amino acids. The transcript has 2 exons. The record is from RefSeq and is a predicted model, not a curated record. Gene Ontology annotation, biological process: glutathione metabolic process.